GCGUUAGCCGACAUUGAGUGACGCUUGUGCUGGGAACAAGCAGACCUGCUCGCCGCCUCCUCCUCUUCCUCCUUCUUUUUCUCGCCAUUGGACUUACAGCUUUGGAGCGCUGGGGAAAGCAGACGCGAUGGACGGCGACUUAGUGAUGAACUUCCUCAACUUGACGUGCAGCGACACCCUCGAGUCUCGCUCGACGAAGCGCACCCUGUCCCUGUCCUCUCACCCCACGUCCGGCGACCAAAGCGACUGCCUGGACUACACGACCCUCUGGCCGCUGGACCACAGCCCAUGGAGCCAACAGCCCAGCAAGAGCUUCCGACAAAACAAGCCCGACAGGUCCCUGAGCCUGACAGACGCCAGCCUGUCCGGAUUCGGGGGUCUUAAGGGACUGUCUGUGCCCCCGCCCCCGGGCUUCGCUCCCCUCACCGCCCCGGCCCCGCAGAACUCGAACCGCUACAAGACGGAGCUGUGCCGCAGCUUCCAGGAGAACGGCAACUGCAAGUACGGCAACAAGUGCCAGUUCGCGCACGGCACCGACGAGCUGCGCAUGCUCAGCCGCCACCCCAAGUACAAGACGCAAGCUUGUCGCACCUUCUACAGCUUGGGCUACUGUCCCUACGGCUCGCGGUGCCACUUCAUCCACGACAAGAGCCUCGAGAGCCUGCAGAUGUCCCACCCGGACUCUUCCAGCCCGCACGCCCGCACUCUCCGGCAGAGCGUCAGUUUCGCGGGCUUCCCGGGACCCAGAAGUUCAUCCCCGCCAACCCCGCACGACCUGUUUGCCUUCUGCAGGGCGCCGUCCGUGUCCCCGCCGCCCGCGGAGCUGCUGUCGCCCGUCUUCAGCGAGGCGGGUCUCCAGAGUCCGGCGUCGGGCUUCCAGUUCACUGCCAAGGCGGAGCCGACGUACAAAGCGCCGGAGACCCAACAGCAUAUGUGCUGCAGUUGUGGGCGCAGCAAGACCACCGGGAGCAAAAGCCCCCCUUCGUCCCUGGAGCAGGCGGGCUCGUUCGUGGGCCGCCUGGGGAUGCAGCGCUUCUCCUCGGAGGACUCCCUGUCCGACCCCGAUGGAUACAGCAGCUCGGGCAGCCUCAGCGGCUCGGAGUCGCCCUCGUUCGAGAGCUCGGGGAGUCUGCGGCGGCUCACCGUCUUCACCCGCAUGUCCCUGUCAGACUGAGAGGCGACACCGACUCGGGUGCCCGGAGCGCUCAAUGCUUCUUGUUUUUUUUUUCUUUUAUUAAUUUGAAAUAUUUGUUUAAAGGACUCUUUCUACAAAACUUGUCUUCCUUUUCCAGUGGGACAAACAACCAGCCAACCAACCAAAGAAAGCCUUAACACAAAGUGACGAACUCUCGUGGAAAUUGUGACUUCACGCCCACCCGUCCAAUGUUUACUCGAACACUGACCAGACAUGAAAGCUGUGGGGUUGCGGAGGGGGCUUCGGCCCCGGACCACCCAAAACGUUCACUUUAACCAAAGCCAAAAGGGACCGAGCGAGACCUCUCAUUCCGCCUUACUGUUGAGCCCAAAGCACUGAGGAGCCAGCGGACGCCCCCCCUUUGGGGGCUUCAGUAUUCCGACUGCACUUUAGACACCCGCCUGGCAUCGGCACCAUGUAGCAUUCUGAUGAUCCACGGGACCUCCGACGGGCGCCGGCGCUCCCCGAAUUGACGGAGGACUUGGGGGGGAGGGGGGGGGUUGGGGGGGUUGUGCCGGCGCACCAAUUACUUGUGAAGUCAGGGAUAUUCUAUUACAUAUAUAUAUAUAUUUUCACAUGUUGUUUAUUAUGAGUAAUAUUUAUUGUAUUUAUUGAGGUACAUCUACCUGCUUUGGCAUUUUGUAUCUAAUUUAUCAGAAGAGUAUUUUGGCAUCCUAACCUGGGGGAGCAUGAAUUAAAUUUAUAUUUAAAUGAAAUGAACAAUAAAAACAAGAAGAACAAAAUAAAACUGGUUUGUUGAUUUUU
Erpetoichthys calabaricus (reedfish) is the source of this 1960-nucleotide messenger RNA. RefSeq lists its product as uncharacterized. The record is from RefSeq and is a predicted model, not a curated record. NCBI's taxonomy places the organism in Eukaryota, Metazoa, Chordata, Cladistia, Polypteriformes, Polypteridae. The transcript is spliced from 2 exons. The coding region runs from base 128 to 1174 and encodes 348 amino acids. Gene Ontology annotation, molecular function: mRNA binding; metal ion binding.